GAUGUGUGACGUGUUUUCGUGAAUAUCAUUUGUGAACGUGGCAACGCCAUUCGAGCACCACAACAAUACAAACGGGUCCAAUAGGUCCAUUGAUUGAUAGCUUCACACAACCAACGCAUCGAUCCAAGCAUGCUUCGUCUGCCCAGUGUCAGUCAUGCAACAGAUGCAGCCCUCGCGUGCAGGUCCACCCGACAAUCCACUCGCCAAAUCGUCAAGCAAACCUGCGCACAGGCGGCUCGGCUGCACGACAAUCUGGGCAGAGGAAGGCUGCGAACACACCAGUUGAGUUGGACCCGACAGGGUGUUUUACAGUCAGUCAGCCAGGAAGGCAAGCAGACAGGCAGCCAAGCCACUCAACUCAUCCAUCCAGCCGUUCACGGGACACCAUGAGAUCAGCGCCCUUUUGCAGGCACACCGAAGUGCUGCACGGCACGCAGUCAGCGUCUAGACACCAUCCAUCCGCAUCUGGCUCUCUCUCUCUCUCUCUCUCUCUGCACGUACAUCCAUGCCUCGCACCACACACAGGGUCUUACUAAACACCAUGACAAAGAGCCCAACACGUGUUAUAACACUUUAUGUUUGUAUGCAGAAACGGCAUCCCAUCCACCCACCCACCCGUCCAUCCAUCCAUCCAUGAGUGACACACAUGAAUGGAAUGGGUGUCUCAUUGACAGCCACACCACAGCAGCCACGAAAGGAUGGAUCCAUGGACAUGCACCCACGCACCUCACGGUCGAUCUAUCUAAAUAUUCAGAUGAUCUCUCUCAGUGGGCGUGCGGUGCGCGAAAAAGGAGGGCCUCUCAGGCGUGGCCAGCAAAGCAGCGUCAUCUCACUUGGCACUGCACUUGACAAUUGGCACACCAGAAAAUACCAGCCGUCAUGUGUACGUAUCGACACAGCUACACAAAAUGGUGGAUGUACGUUAUGUGAUCAUGCAGACAGGAAGUAUGCAAGAGUGAGUGAUAUUUGAUAGAUCUGAUCGGCAGGAGCGAGGCGUACUACACCGUUCGUUCUGUCGUAUAUAUGUGUGUGUUCUGACUUGACUGUCUGUGUGUAGAAGAAUAGCAGAAAACCAGACGACGAAAAAAGAGACAGCACAAGUGAUCCGAUCCCCGCCUUGUUUACACAGGUAGGCGUGCAGAUGGACAGCCUCUCUCACCCCGCGCUCUGCCCCUUCUCUCUCUCGUGAAAGACAUCCAAUCAAGACAGACAGACAGACAGCCCGACGGCUCUCAACCACUUUAGAAAGAAAAAUGGAGUAUCCUGCCCUCCGCCACGUUGUAGAUCUCAUGCAUGAGAUGUGGAGUGGUGACCACCCGCACCCCCGCAAUUGUCUCCUCCUCCUUGGUGUCGCCCAUCUGGAAGAACGUCACAUUGCGCGAGGCCAGGUGGUCGAGCGACGGCUGCAAGUCGCCCAGGAGGAAGGGGAGUUGGUCCUCAGGCGUGCUGGUCAGCAGGGGCCCGCAGCCGUCAGGUGAGUUGCACCACACCACCACCUUGAUCCCACUGUCAGCCUGAAAGACACGAAUGAGACAAGGGGACACACACACACACAGAAAGACAGACACCCGUACAUUGUCAUGUUAGCACCCCUCUACCCACUAUGUACCUACCAGCCGGCGCGCCACUUGAAUGCCUUUGCCGACGCCUCCCUCACUCAGCUGCACCGCCGCGCCGUCGGCCUUGUUCUUCAUCGUCUCCUUCAUGCGAUGACUCUCUGCCAAGGCAAAUGAGCCCACCACCAGACUUGCCACAGCCAACAGAGCAAUGAGGCCGAUAAUCAUGUCGCGUUUGGGCGAUGGAGGGGUGCUGGGCGGCUGCGUGUAGUCGCCCCUGAGGCCCUCUGCCGAACCCUCGCUGGCGAGUCUGGUCCUUUUGAGAGAAGUGUCGGUGGAGAUGGCCUGGGAGGUGAGCACGUCGACUUGCACGUUUCCGGGCCUCAUGGUGAAUGUGGUAGAUGAGGGAGCAGCAGCGGUUUCGGACCGAGAAUUGCGAGCUGCAACGGCAAGAAGCGAA
Messenger RNA from Vitrella brassicaformis, 2016 nucleotides. NCBI's taxonomy places the organism in Eukaryota, Vitrellaceae. The record is from the annotation of a GenBank genome assembly.